AAAUCAUUGUUUUUAUUUUCUUGAGAAGUUUUAAAGAUGUCCCAGCUUAAUAUUAUGGAUAGCGAGGUCGACAUUGUGGUCGGAGCGCUCCACUCUGAUCUGACUUCAUUUAUGAAUGAAUGGAAGCCUAUUUUCUCCCAAUACCACUUGAUUAUUGUCAAGGAUCCUGAACUCAAAGAGGACCUCAUAAUUCCAGAUGGCUUUGACCUGGAUGUCUAUUCUCAACAAGAUAUAGAUAGAAUUGUUGGUGCUUCUAAUUCAAUUAAAUUCUCUGGUUACUCUUGCCGAUACUUUGGUUACCUAAUGUCCAGAAAAAAGUAUAUCAUCUCAAUUGAUGAUGACUGUGUUCCAGCCAAAGAUGAUAAGGGCUUGUUAGUAGAAUUUGUAGCGCAGCACAUAUCGAACCUUUCGACUCCAGCCACUCCUUUCUUCUUCAACACACUGUAUGAUCCAUUUAGGAAAGGAGCGGAUUUCGUCCGUGGUUACCCAUUUAGUUUAAGGAGUGGGGUUGCUUGUAGUCUGUCAUGUGGACUGUGGUUGAAUCUAGCAGAUUAUGAUGCACCAACACAAGCCCUCAAGCCAAGUCUGAGGAACACACGCUAUGUCGAUGCAGUCCUCACUAUUCCAGCAGGAGCCAUGUUGCCUGUGAGUGGAAUCAACAUUGCGUUCGAUCGAGAGGUGGUUGGUCCUGCUUUAUGUCCAGCUUUGAGAUUGGCCGGGGAAGGAAAGUUUCGGUGGGAAACCAUGGAAGAUAUAUGGUGCGGAUUAUGCGUUAAGGUAACAUGUGAUCACCUGAAGCUUGGUGUGAAAAGUGGGCUGCCAUAUGUUUGGAGAAAUGAAAGAGGAAGUGCAGUAGAGAGCCUGAAGAAAGAGUGGGAAGGGGUGAAGCUAAUGGAAGAAGUUGUUCCCUUCUUUCAAACUCUUAGGUUACCAGAAGCAGCAGUUACAGCUGAAGCCUGUUUCCUCGAGAUAGCGAAGGCAGUGAAGGAGAAGCUCGGUCGCUCGAACCAAAUGUUUGCUCGUGCUGCUGAUGCCAUGGUCGAAUGGGUCGAGAUUUGGAAGAACGCUGGAUCGGGUCCUUUGCCUGUGGACAAUUAGGAGUUGAUGAGUGAGUUUGGCCUCCUUCACUUCCCCCCCACCCCUUCCCUUCAAUGAAUAACAGAAAGCUCCCUCUAUUUUCUUGCUGUAACAAUGAUUUGAGAAGACUGUUGAAAUUUCGUAAUGGCGAAGAGAGAACUGUUUCACAGUUAUUUUACUUUCAUGUUUGAUAUAUCUCAGCAUCACUGAAGGCUGUUGUUUUGUUGUUUGAUUGGCUGUGGACAAUGGAUGCUUCGUAUGAAAUGCUUGUGAUUGAAUA
Molecule: messenger RNA, 1357 nt
Organism: Cucurbita pepo subsp. pepo (vegetable marrow)
Lineage: Eukaryota; Viridiplantae; Streptophyta; Magnoliopsida; Cucurbitales; Cucurbitaceae
Gene: RGP5
Product: Alpha-1,4-glucan-protein synthase family protein
Biological process (GO): UDP-L-arabinose metabolic process
Cellular component (GO): Golgi apparatus; plasmodesma; cytosol
Molecular function (GO): UDP-arabinopyranose mutase activity
Source: RefSeq, a predicted model, not a curated record